Triticum dicoccoides is the source of this 4586-nucleotide messenger RNA. RefSeq lists its product as uncharacterized. The transcript has 21 exons. The coding region runs from base 177 to 4271 and encodes 1364 amino acids. NCBI's taxonomy places the organism in Eukaryota, Viridiplantae, Streptophyta, Magnoliopsida, Poales, Poaceae. The record is from RefSeq and is a predicted model, not a curated record. Gene Ontology annotation, molecular function: protein binding.
UCGUUCAAGUCCCAAGUCGCAACUCAGAUCUCCCCGUCCUCCCAACCCCCGCGAGCUACCACAACACUGCACAUCGCCUCUGCUCUUCCCCCGGAUCUCCAGAUCUCUCGCGCUCACGCCUACACCCACCCCUCGCCCGCUACGUCGCCGCCGCCGCACGCGGUGGCCACGGCGAGAUGCUCCGCCUCAGGGCGUUCCGGCCGACGAGCGACAAGGUGGUGAAGAUCCAGCUCCACCCCACUCACCCCUGGCUCGUCACAGCCGACGCCAAUGACCGCGUCUCGGUCUGGGACUGGGAGCACCGCCAGGUGAUCUAUGAGCUGAAGGCUGGUGGCGUCGAUGAACGGAGGCUGGUUGGUGUGAAGCUUGAGAAGCUCGCCGAGGGAGAAACUGAUUCGAAAGGAAAGCCCACUGAGGCAAUCCGAGGCGGAAGUGUAAAGCAGGUUUCUUUUUAUGAUGACGAUGUACGCUUUUGGCAACAUUGGCGCAAUUGCUCUGCUGCUAGCGAGGCUCCAACUGCAGUUAAUCAACAAUCGUCCGCUUUCAGUGCACCUGCACCAUCUACAAGAGGAAGACAUUUUGUUGUCAUUUGUUGUGAGAACAAAGCAAUAUUUUUGGACUUGGUGACUAUGCGUGGCCGCGAUGUUCCUAAGCAAGAGCUUGACAACAAGUCUCUUUUAUGUAUGGAGUUCCUCUCCAGGUCAUCUUCUAGUGAUGCCCCUCUUGUUGCAUUCGGGGCAUCCGAUGGUGUGAUCAGAGUUCUCUCAAUGAUGACAUGGAAGCUUGUGCGAAGGUAUACUGGUGGACAUAAAGGAGCAAUAUCUUGCUUAAUGACAUUCAUGUCUGCAGCCGGCGAGGUACAUUUAGUUUCUGGUGGUAGUGAUGGCCUGCUGGUAUUAUGGAGCGCUGAUCAUAUCCAUGACUCUCGGGAACUUGUACCUAAGAUUAGUUUGAAGGCUCACGAUGGAGGGGUGGUUGCGGUUGAACUUUCAAGGGUAAUGGGAAGUGCUCCACAGCUCAUUACAAUAGGGGCUGAUAAAACUUUAGCCAUAUGGGAUACAGUUACAUUCAAGGAAAUAAGGCGCAUUAAACCAGUACCUAAACUUGCCUGCCAUAGUGUUGCAUCUUGGUGCCACCCUCGUGCACCAAACCUUGAUAUUCUGACUUGUGUCAAGGACUCCCAUAUUUGGGCCAUAGAACAUCCGACCUAUUCUGCUUUGACAAGACCACUCUGUGAAUUGUCCUCGCUUGUUCCUCCACAAGCCCUUGCACAGCAUAAGAAACUGAGGGUUUACUGCAUGGUGGCACAUCCCUUGCAACCGCAUCUUGUUGCUACUGGAACAAAUAUCGGUAUUAUUUUAAGUGAGUUUGAUCCAAGAGCACUACCGGCUGUUGCUCCCCUACCAGCACUGACAGAAAGCAAGGAACACUCUGCUGUUUACAUUGUUGAAAGAGAACUUAAGUUGCUGAAUUUCCAAUUGUCAAACACAGCAAACCCGUCCCUGGGAAGUGCAUCUGAAACAGGAAGAUCAAGGAAUGAAUCUAUAGACCAGCUCAUAGUAAAGCAAAGCAAGAAGCAUAUCAGCACGCCCGCUCCUCAUGAUUCGUAUUCAAUUCUUUCAGCUAGCAGUUCUGGAAAGUAUGUUGCAGUUGUAUGGCCAGACAUUCCUUCAUUCGUUGUGUACAAAGCUAGUGAUUGGUCAGUUGUUGAUUCAGGCACGGGAAAACUUUUCGCGUGGGACAGCUGUCGCGACAGAUAUGCUUUGGUCGAGAGUGCAUUGGCUCCAAGGAUGCCACUUAUUGUGAAAGGUGGUUCCUCUAAAAAGGCAAAAGAAGCUGCUGCAGCAGCAGCUCAAGCAGCAGCUGCAGCUGCUAGUGCUGCUUCUUCAGCCACAGUGCAAGUUCGCAUUUUGUUAGAUGAUGGAACUGCUCAUGUUCUGCAGAGAUCCAUUGAUGGCCGUAGUGAACCGGUCGUUGGCUUGCAUGGUGGUGCUCUGCUUGGUGUUACAUACCGAACAUCUCGUAGAAUCAGUCCUUUGACGGCCACUGCUAUAUCAACUGUUCAAUCAAUGCCCCUAUCAGGCUUCGGAGGAAGUGGAUCAUCUUUUGCUUCGGAUGACCCAUUUUCCUCCAGAGAAGGGCCGCCCCAAAAUUUCCAGUUAUACAGCUGGGAGACCUAUCAGCCCGUAAGCGGCUUACUUGCACAACCUGAAUGGACCGUGUGGGACCAAACUGUUGAAUAUUGUGCAUUUGCUUAUCAGCAGUACAUUGUAAUUUCUUCCCUGCGACCCCAGUUUAGGUAUCUCGGGGAUGUUUCAAUUCCUUCUGCUACUGGUGCUGUUUGGCAUCGUAGACAGUUGUUUGUGGCUACACCAACAACCAUCGAGUGCGUUUUUGUUGAUGCUGGAGUUGCUGCCAUUGAUAUUGAGACAAAAAAGAGGAAAGAAGAAAUGAAAGCAAGAGAAGCCCAGGGUCGAGCAGUUGCAGACCAUGGAGAUUUGGCUCUUAUCACAGUCGAAGGUCCCCAGGUCACAGCAAGUGAAAAAAUAUCAUUAAGACCUCCUAUGUUGCAGGUUGUUCGUUUAGCCUCCUUUCAGCAUGCUCCGUCAAUACCACCGUUUAUAGUGCCGAAGCAAUCCAAAUUAAAUGGGGAUGAUUCAGUAUUUCUGAAAGAAUUGGAUGAUAGAAGAUAUUCUGAAGUGGCUGUUGCUGGAGGAGGGGUAUCGGUUGCAGUAACUCGCUUUCCUCCUGAGCAGAAAAGACCUAUUGGGCCACUUGUCCUGGUUGGUGUCAGAGAUGGAGUUCUGUGGCUUGUUGACAGGUAUAUGUGUGCACAUGCCUUGUCUCUCAGCCAUCCCGGUAUUAGAUGUCGGUGCCUUGCAGCAUAUGGUGAUCCAGUUAGUGCUGUCAAAUGGGCUACUAGACUUGGCCGAGAGCACCAUGAUGACCUUGCUCAAUUUAUGCUUGGAAUGGGCUAUGCUACUGAAGCACUUCAUUUACCUGGAAUAUCCAAGAGGUUGGAAUUCGAUCUUGCAAUGCAAAGCAAGGACUUGAAAAGAGCACUUGCAUGUCUGCUGACAAUGAGCAAUAGCCGAGACGUGGGACAAGAAACUACUGCUACAGAUGUUACGCAGAUUCUCAAUUUGGCAGUAGCUAAGCAGGCUAAGCAAGAAAGUCUUGCAGAUGCCGUGCAGGGAAUAGUGAAAUUUGUCAAGGAGUUUUUUGACCUUAUUGAUGCCGCAGAUGCCACCGGCCAGGCUGAAAUAGCUCGUGAAGUUCUGAAGAGAUUAGCUGCAGCAGCUUCUGUAAAGGGAGCUCUGCAUGGGCAAACCUUACGAGGCCUGGCACUCCGUCUUGCAAACCAUGGGGAACUUACUAGACUAUCGGGUUUAGUGUCCAAUUUGAUCACAGCUGGCCAUGGACGUGAAGCAGCAUUUGCAGCUGCAGUUCUGGGUGAUAAUGCCCUCAUGGAGAAAGCAUGGCAAGACACAGGAAUGCUGGCUGAGGCCGUUUUACAUGCUCAAGCCCAUGGUCGUCCAUCAUUAAGGAGCUCAGUCAUAACAUGGAACAAGAUGCUACAAAAGGAGCUGGAUCACACACCAACCGUAAAAACCGAUGCUGCAGCAGCGUUCUUGGCUUCUCUUGAGGACCCGAAGCUCACUAGUUUGGGAGAAACUGAGAAAAAGCCACCAAUUGAAAUACUGCCUCCUGGAAUGCCGCCUCUAUCUGCACCUCCCAUCAUUAUUAAAAAGGCUGCUGCAAAACCUGGGCUUCCUAAUGCCGCACAGACCCCAAAUGCAGGUGCUCCUAUGAAUCAAGGCACCCCAAUGGCUCAAGGUACUCCCAUGAAUCAAAGCACCCCAAUGGCCCAAGGUACUCCCGUGGCACAAGGUGCCCCCAUGGCUCAAGCCCCUCCUGCUCCGGCACAGAGCACCGAUGAGGUAAAGCCAUCAGAGGCUACAACAGCUCCUGACAAUGUGGAGGCUACAGCAGCUACCAGCAAUGCCGAAGCUACUGCAGCCCCUGGUACUGGGGAAGCUACAGAAGCUCCGGUUCCAGACCCAACAAAUAGCAGUCCUGACGCUGCUGCUGCUCCAGCUCCUGCUCCAGCUCCUGCCCCAGCAGCUGAUUCCAGUGGCACUGAUGCACUUGCUGUUACUCCCAGUGAUUCUACAAAUGAUGCACCUUCUUCCAAGGAACCAGAGACACAGGAUAAACCACCUUCAACAGAGGUGUCGCCAUCACCUACACCCAGUAUUUCUGCUGUAUAAAAAUAUUUCUGAUUCAGUUCUCAUAGCAGUGUGCCAUUUUUUUUAUGUGUGCUGAUUCCUUUGUCCCACUGUAAUUUUUUCCAUUGGUAUAGAUAUUUGUUAUAUGUAGUGCUCAAAAGACGACGAGCAGCAUGUGAGUAGCCAUGUACAUCUGCUGUUCUCGUCAGGAAGAGAACUAUACCGUGACUGCAGCCAUAGCCCAAGCCUUCUGUGAUUUGUCAUAUCAUGUUUGUGAUUUGUCGAGAUGUCGCAAUUGAAGUUUUGUAAGAUGAGUUAAUCGUGUUUGGAUGCCAAUGCCGCAUGUUGAUGUGCCUC